Messenger RNA from Galeopterus variegatus (Sunda flying lemur), 555 nucleotides. RefSeq names its product DNA dC->dU-editing enzyme APOBEC-3G-like. The record is from RefSeq and is a predicted model, not a curated record. Gene Ontology annotation, cellular component: cytoplasm; nucleus; P-body. Lineage: Eukaryota; Metazoa; Chordata; Mammalia; Dermoptera; Cynocephalidae. Gene Ontology annotation, biological process: defense response to virus; negative regulation of single stranded viral RNA replication via double stranded DNA intermediate; DNA cytosine deamination. The transcript is spliced from 4 exons. Gene Ontology annotation, molecular function: zinc ion binding; RNA binding; cytidine deaminase activity. Bases 1 to 555 code for a protein of 184 amino acids.
AUGAAGGAGCACACCCAGGUCAUUGGCAUCAGUCCCCCGACCUUGGGCUCAGCUGGCCUCCCCGUCCCUUCUCCAGCUCGUCAGCUCCUCCCUGCAGAGCUGGACUUGGGUGGUUGUGAGCCCAGGCUACGCCGCCAUGCAGAGCUGUGCUUCCUGGACCUGCUGAAUUCCUGGCAGCUGUACCCUGCCCUGCGCUAUAGGGUCACCUGGUUCAUCUCCUGGAGUCCCUGCUGCAACUGUGCCCAGGAAGUGGCUGCAUUUCUGGGUUGGAACAGCCACGUGCACCUGCGCAUCUUCGCUGCCCGCAUCCAUGAUCGGUUCCCAGGAUAUGAGCAGGGGCUGCGCACACUGCAGGGGGCUGGGGCGCAGAUCAGCAUCAUGAACUUCAAGGGGUUUAGGCAGUGCUGGGACACCUUUGUGGACCACCAGGGAAGGCCCUUUCAGCCCUGGCAUGGGCUGAAUGAACACAGUCAAGCCCUGUGGAGGAGGCUGCGGGUCAUUCUCCAGAGUCAGGAAAACCGAAGGAGGGACUGCAGCACCUCUCAGGAAGGCUGA